Messenger RNA from Rhodotorula toruloides NP11, 789 nucleotides. RefSeq names its product monothiol glutaredoxin-5. The transcript has 5 exons. NCBI's taxonomy places the organism in Eukaryota, Fungi, Basidiomycota, Microbotryomycetes, Sporidiobolales, Sporidiobolaceae. The record is from RefSeq and is a predicted model, not a curated record. Gene Ontology annotation, molecular function: 2 iron, 2 sulfur cluster binding. Bases 1 to 789 code for a protein of 262 amino acids.
AUGGCCUCACAAGCACUCCCGUCCAACUACCACAAGGUGGAGAGCCCCGAGGACCUCCAGGCGAAGCUCUCCGCCGCUCUCGACAAGGUCUCGGUGCUGUACUUCCGCACCGACUGGGCUGAGCCAUGCAAGACCAUGGACGGCGUCAUGCUCGAGCUCGCAAAGCGCUACGAGGCCGUCCUCUUCCUCUCGAUUGAGGCAGAGUCAUUGCCAGAUAUUUCAGAGUCUUUCGAGGUCGACGCCGUCCCGUACUUCAUCCUCCUGCGAGGACACACCCUUUUGACCCGCCUCUCAGGCGCCCAGCCCUCCGUCCUCUCCGCCGCCCUCAAAUCGCACGCCUCGAAGCCCUCCGCCCUCUCCGCCUCCUCGCAACAACCCCUCGCCGCCAAGACCAUCUAUCAGCCCGACGAGAAGGCAACUGGUGCAGCGAGUGCGGGCGGGACCGUCGCAGCGGGUGGUCAGGGAGAUGUUGAGGAGAGUGACGAGGAGUUGGCGGCGCGGUGUGACAAGUUGAUGAAGCAGUCGGACGUCGUGCUGUUCAUGAAGGGCGACCGCGAAACUCCUCGAUGUGGCUUCUCGCAGAAGAUUGUCGGCAUCCUCGACUCGCAGAAAAUCGACUACAGCACCUUUGACAUCCUGCAAGACGAGGGCGUGCGACAGAAGCUCAAGGAGAUCAACGAAUGGCCGACCUUCCCCCAACUCGUGAUCAAGGGCGAGUUUGUCGGCGGGCUCGACGUGGUCAAGGAGAUGGAGGAGAGCGGCGAGUUGCAGGAGAUGCUGCAGGGUUGA